ACCUGGAACGUAUCAUGUCUGAAGUACAGGGGACGUUGGAGUUUUCCAUAGAGCUGAACAAGUUUCACAAUGUGGAUCUCUUCCAGAGAGGAUUCUACCAGGUCCGAGCAGGGCUGAAGGUCUCUCCUCGCGUACCACACAGGUUGAUAGCAACAACCCCAGGGAAUACAGGUGACUGUAGUUUCAGCUCUGCGGGGGUCCAUGAUGGGGUCCAUGAGGACACUAUGGUGUUCAGUCGGAUCUUCCAGAUACUCUACCGGAACGAAGAGGUCAACGUUGAUGACCGCAUGCUCUUCAAGGUCCACCUGUUGCUGGAUGGGGAGAGGGUGGAAGAGGCUCUGAGUGAAGUGGACUUUCAGUUAAAGCUGGAUCUUCACUUCACAGACAACGAGCAACAGUUAGGGGACAUCGUGACACCCAUCAUCAGCAGUAGAACCCUGGGUCUCCACUUCCACCCCAGGAGAGGUCUCCACCACCAUGUACCUGUCAUGUUUGACUACUUCCACCUGUCCGUCAUCUCUGUUUCCAUACACGCAUCCUUGGUGGCCUUACAUCAACCACUCAUCAGUUUUGCCCAUACAGGGAAGAGUUCCUGGCUGGGAAAGGGCUCCCCAGAGAACGGUACUGACCCGUCAGCCAUGGGGGUGUCCAUGGAGAACCUGAUGUUCGGGGCUGGAUACUGCAAACCUGUCAUCACAGAGGGUAGUUUCUACGUCCCCAGUGAGAACUGUUUACAGAAAGCUCACACAUGGCAUGGUAGACUCUGUCGCCUCCUACUGGUUGUACACAGAGGCCUACGUUCCUACUACACCACUGUGAUGAAGGAGAUACCACAGCUGGACCAGGUGAACAUAGAUGAGAUUCCUGUGGAAGAAACACUAAAUCAGCUCAAAAUGGAAUUACAGCUGCAGGAGGGACAUGAGAAAGUAGCAGAACAGAUCUGUAGAGACCUGACCCAACUCUGCUCCCAACUGUCGGCCCUGUGGACACGCUUCCUGGAGGCUGCCGUUCCCAACACACAUAUCCUGUCCCACCUGGCCCAGGAACACCACACACUCAGGGUCAGGCGGUUUUCAGAGGCAUACUUCUUCACAGAACACCCCAAAGAGACAUCCCUGACAUUUCAAGAGGACCUGAUCAACAGACACGGUCAGAUAGCUGUGGAGGUGCGUAGCUCCAACUACCUGACCAGGAUGCCACCGUUACCUGUAGAAUGCCUGGACAUUGACGGAGACUGGAAUAGCCUGCCUAUCAUCUUCGAAGAUAGAUAUGUAGAGUCUCCACGGACAGAUUGGGGAUCAUACAUGCCAACACCUCUGUCCUCCAGUGAGCAGGCCAUCCCCGAGCCUCCUGUCACUGAUGCCAACAAUAGCCCUCCUCCCCUGGACCAGCUCACCAGCUCACCAGCAAUACCAACCCAGGAACUUAAAGACAGUGAGGACUGCAUGGACCUGUCUACAUACGGGUCUCUCAUAGGAGAGCAGAGCACCAGCAUUACUGACAAAAUAGGAGAGACAUCAGACCCAGACCAGGCAGACCCAGUCCAGGCCGACCCAGUCCAGGCAGACCCAGUCCAGGCAGACCCAGUCCAGACAGACCCAGACCAGGCAGACCCAGACCAGGGAGACCCAGUCCAGGCAGACCCAGUCCAGGGAGACCCAGACAAGGCAGACCCAGUCCAGGCAGACCCAGUCCAGGCAGACCCAGUCCAGGCAGAACCAGACCAGGGAGACCCAGACCAGGGAGACCCAGUCCAGCCAGGGGAUCCAGAGGAGCAGGCCAAGGCAGAGGAGAUCUCAGAGGAUAGCCCUGGUUUAGGCCUGAGGAUAAUCAGAGUCAGGCCCACUGAUGUGGAUCCAUUCAGAGGAGAGGCAGUGCUAAUGAUCUCCUCCAACCACAAACAGUGUACGGACCCACAACAUACCUCUAACCGUGAAGACACGACUUGGAAAGACUUGGAGAACCACCAGGACAUCAUCACACAGAGAUACCAGAACAUUAUCAGUACAGGAAUUGACUUGGAUGUAGAAGAGAAUGACAUUGCUAUGGACGACGACAGCAAGGAUGUUCCUCUGAGCCGUCUAACCACUUACCCCCAGGCUCCACUCAAAGAUCAUCCUCUCACGCACCCUCUACCUACGGACCUGAGGAGAGAGCUGGCCCACCGAGGGGUGGUGGGGGUGGGGGGCUCCAAGAUAAUGAACCGCUCCCCCUCCGUCAUCUCCGACUCGGGCAUUGAGAGUGAGCCCAGCUCGAUGGCCUGGCUCCUGGAUGCUCACCGGACUGGAGGAGGGCGCCCUCUGGAGGAGAUAAUGGUACUGCAGCGCCUGGAGAGGAGACACCCAGCCCACCGCAGCUCCCUGGAGGGCCUGCAGACAGAGAGUGGAGCCAGCGGGGGCAGCCUGCCCAGCGGAGGGGGUGGCAGCAUGGGUAUCCAGGCCUCCCUCACCUCUAUCUCGUCCCUGCCCUACGAGGAUGACGAGGAACAGAGGUACCAGCAACAGCUCAGUAAACUGACCAAGUCUGUCUCAGCUCCUCAGAUCUCCAGCCCUGAGGACACAGAAGAGGACCAGGGAGGAGCGGAGGAGGUAGACACGGAGAGCGAGGGGACCAGUGGGUACCAGGACCAGGAGGAGGGAUGCUCCUCCAUCUCCACUGCUCCCACCAAUGUAAUGACUGGGGACUUGAUUAGACACCAGGAGUCCUUAUCCGGGGGACACUACUCCUCUCUAGAGGACAUCCAAGAGGGAGAGCUGCCUGAGGUUGGUCUGUUUGACUGGGUAGCAGCGCCCUCACCACCCCAGCAUGUGACCAGAGCUCAUAUGGAGAGUUGUCAUGUUCUUAAAGAAACUCUUAGAUCUAAUGAAUCUGCUUUGCCAGUGGCCCUGUCAGACACUCAGGACAUGAAAGCAGUAUUAAGUGGCAUUAGUCGAGUACCGGAAGUCUUGCUGUUCCAACAGUAUGUUGAAGGCCAUGAUGACGUGAAGGAUCCAGCUGUAGUCAGUCAGAUGGAGGAUAAGAACCAUCACAGAGGAGAUAGCCGUGGUGUCUCAAACUCACUGGACCCAGGUCCCUGUGAAGUAGACAUCGCCCCCUGUAGCUGUGAGACAAAACCCUGUGAACAUGACCGCAGUGUGCUGGUGGAUGAUGUGGAGGAUUAUCCAGUCAGGGAUGACUGUCAGAGUCUCCAUCAGAUUGGGUUGAAUGACCUUGUUGACCAGGACCUACUGGAUCAUCAUCAUACUCCCUGCCAGAGCCUCCAUCGGGUCGGGCUGCGUGACCUGGUGGUGGUCUCACAGAGGAAGAGCCUCCAUGACCCCAGGCCUAUCCCCUCUAUUCCCAACCACACAGAGAGACCCAUCCACCUCAUUGGCCUUACUGGCAAUGAUACGGCCAGGGCUGAUGACCUCAUAGGGCUCCCGGCCAAUGAGCGAGAGCAGCUGGAUCUCAACGGUCAGACAAAGCCGGCUAAGAUCCCCAGUAGCUCGGAGUCAGGGUCAGGCUCGGGGUCAAACUCAGGGUCAGGCCUGUCCUUUAUGAACAGGAAGGUGGUGGAGGUGGUGAAUAUGUCUGUGUCCUGUGCUCCGACCUGUCUUCCCUUCUCCUCCGUACUCCGGGACUCACCGUCCAUUAGCGGCAUCUCCACCCGACAAGCCGCAUCCCCCAUUACCCAUCAGCCCCUGGGGUCCUUCGGCAUCAUCUCCUCGUCCUCGUCCAACUCCCUGGGGCCAGACGACGACACAAACGAGAGGAUGCUGCAUUUCUACAGGUCCAAAGAGGAUCUGGUGAAAGACCUGGUGUUCCAGGCAACCCUGUACAGUGGCCUCCCUCACCUGGCCUCCGACCUGCCCUAUUUCCCCCCUGAGGAGGAGGAGGAGGAGUUUGAGGAUGGCAUACACCUGGUCGUCUGUGUCCACGGCCUUGAUGGGAACAGUGCAGACCUUCGCCUGGUGAAGACCUUCAUAGAGCUGGGUUUGCCAGGGUCCAGACUGGACUUCCUCAUGUCUGAGAGGAACCAGACUGACACGUUUGCAGAUUUUGACACCAUGACGGACAGGCUAAUAGACGAGAUCAUCCAGCACAUUCAGCUGUACAACCUCACCGUCGGACGGAUAAGUUUCAUCGGUCACUCUUUGGGGAACGUGAUUAUCCGGUCGGUGCUGACAAGGCCUCGGUUCCGCUGCUACCUGGUCAAACUGCACACCUUCCUGUCUCUGUCUGGACCACACCUGGGAACGCUGUACAACAACAGCACGCUGGUCAGCACAGGUCUGUGGCUGAUGCAGAAGCUGAAGAAAUCUGGAUCGUUGCUGCAGCUCACAUGCAGAGAUCACACCGAUCCUCGGAAAACCUUCCUCUAUCUUCUCAGUCAGAAACCAGGGCUCCAGUUCUUCAAGAAUGUGGUGUUGGUGGCAUCGCCUCAGGACCGAUAUGUUCCCUUCCACUCUGCAAGGAUAGAGAUGUGCAGGACUGCACUCAAAGACAGGACCACAGGUCCAGUGUACACAGAGAUGAUCAACAACCUGCUCCAGCCAUUGGUGGGGGCUAAGGACUGUCGUCUGAUUCGCCAGAAUGUGUUCCACGCCCUGCCCAACACCGCCAACUCCCUGAUUGGCCGAGCAGCACACAUCGCCGUCCUCGACUCGGAAAUCUUCCUGGAGAAGUUCUUCCUGGUCGCAGGGCUCAACUACUUCAAAUAGAACUUAAAACUACUUCAAAUAGUACUUCAAACUACUUUAAAGGGAUACGUCAGGAUUUUGACAAUGAAGCCUUUUAGCUAUUUCCCCAGAGUCAGAUGAACUUGUGGAUUCCAUUUUUAUGUCUCUGUGUGCAGUUUGAAGGAAGUUGCUAACUAGCAGGAGCACAAUUGCAAACUAGCGUUAGGGCAAUGACAGGAAGUAUAUGGAAACUGCUAGCCUCCUAGUAGAAACCGCAGACUUCCAGUCAUUGGGCUGACACUAGUUAGCAUUGGCUCGCGAAACUACCUCUAACUUCCUUCAUACUGGAUGCAUUGACAUAAAAAUGGUAUCCACUAGUUCAUCUGACUCUGGGGAAGUAAAUACAAUGCUUAAUUGACAGAAUCCUGAAGUAUCCCUUUAGAUAGAGGCUCAAAUAUUUAAAAAAGUAGAACCACUACUUCAAAUUGAGCUGUAGCUGUAGAGAAACUGGCUCAGAGAGGCUCUAGGUCUAUAUGAAGAUCUCCUUGUUGUGGUUUACUGGAUAGGAGGAUUUGGUUGCACCAUGACUAUGUACAGUGUAUAUUUAAAGUAUGUAUACCUAUGUUACCCCUGUUGUCAAAGAGGUGGUCAUAAGCUCUAUACAUCCCAUCCAUAUUAACAGCUGUAUACAGUAUGUCAAGUGAAACAACUGACGUGGCGCAUCGUGUGGCUCAUAUUGGUGUAGUAUAGGCCUUAUGAACACGCCUUCACCCCAAAGUAUAGUCAAUAUGAUGUACAUGUAAUGUUCACCUCAAAACGCUACCAUUUCAUUUUGGUAUGUAUCCUGACCUGAAGUGGCUAGUCUGAAUGAAUCACUGGAUGAAGGAUCUACUUGAAGGAGUACAUGUAUGCAUUUGUUUAAAAAACGAAGGAGAUAGUUGUUUGGAAUUUAACUCUGUAAUUGUAAAUGUUAUAAUACACGUGUCAAACUCCACAUAGAACUGUGGUGAUAUUAUAUUGUACAAAUGUUUCUUUUUACGAAAAUGAUUUAUAUAUAAUUUUAAAUGAUGUAUUUUAAAUUAUACCAUAUCCAUACGUUUGUCAGACUAUGACCAUUGUGAUGUGGAUUUUAUAUCAUACAAUUUCAACACAUAACAUGAAGGCCAAAUCAAGAGGUGAACCUUCUCUGCAGUAUACACUGUAAUAUAUACAAUGCAAGAAAAAGGUGUUCUAUAUAUUUCUUGUAUACGUUUAUAUACAGUAUAUUACAUAUCUAAAAAGUGUAUGUUUGUUGAAAGCAUUUAUGUGUGUCCAUCAAACUGCUGAGUUGAGUUGAAUGCUUAUCAACCAUGUAAUGCCUUUGUGUUCUUUAAAAUAAKGUAUAUCCCAACCUCCUCCAUAAGGUAUUGUGUACCUUCUACCGACUGUAGUGAUCCUAUUGAGAUAUGAGUAUUUCUACUACUACUAAGAUAUGAAUAUCACUAUACUGAGAUAUGGG
Messenger RNA from Salvelinus sp. IW2-2015, 6156 nucleotides. Its product is annotated as protein FAM135B-like. The record is from RefSeq and is a predicted model, not a curated record. Lineage: Eukaryota; Metazoa; Chordata; Actinopteri; Salmoniformes; Salmonidae.